UAGGCUUUUUCUUCAUGGAUAUACAUGGGGUUGCUGCCCGUUGCAAUCAUGAGUCCUCUUGCCAUCAUUACCCCUCUUGAAAUCUCUCUCUCUCUCUCUCUCUCUCCCCACAUCUCUCUCUCAAGAUUUACAAACCAAGCCAGGGGCACCACAUGGGUGCAGCACACAUACUACAAAUGCUGAUAUAAUUGCAAGCCCACCUAUUUAUACAUUCUCCUAACCCUCCACUCUCUUCUCAAUUUCCCACUCAUUCAUUCCAAACCACUUUGCUGCUUCUUCUUCUUCUUCUUCUUGUAUUUGUAAUAGAAGAAACUUUAGAAGUAAAUAAACUGCAGAAAAAAUGUGUACUGGCUCCACAGAAUGGUUUCCACCACCCACACUCGAUUCGUCUACACGAAAACAAGGAUCAAAGCGACCUAAGGUUCGAGUUCAUAGGCUCAACAGGAGGAAGAGAAGAUCAUGUGAAGAGAAGGUUGGGGAGGACAUAGAACUAAAGAACUUGAAGCUAUAUAUGGAGAACAUGUCUAUUUUACAAGAGAACCAGAAGUUGAGAAUGAAAGCUACUCUCCUCCAUCAAGAGAACCUCGCCUUGAUGUCUGAGUUGCACAACAAACUCUCUCAUCAUUCCAAUUCUGUCUCAUCCACCACCACCACCACCACCACCCUUUUUCUACUUCCCAAACACUAGUAUCUCUCUCUCUCAUGAAUUUGGUUAAAUUUUAAAAUAAGCAAAGUAUGAUGAGCUUGUCUAGCAUUUUAUAUAUUUCUGCUUGAUGAAUUUUUAAUGUGAAAUCUAAUUAAUGGCUACUUUCUCUGAUAUUCAUAAUUUUAUGUAUUAAUGGGUACCCCCCUGUAUUUUGUAUUUUAUUUGUAUUGGAGGAUAUAUUAAGAUGAAGAGAUUUAAUUUUGCAUGAAAUAGUUUAAUGUUUGGA
Cornus florida is the source of this 932-nucleotide messenger RNA. RefSeq names its product protein LITTLE ZIPPER 2-like. The record is from RefSeq and is a predicted model, not a curated record. The transcript has 2 exons. NCBI's taxonomy places the organism in Eukaryota, Viridiplantae, Streptophyta, Magnoliopsida, Cornales, Cornaceae. The coding region runs from base 341 to 688 and encodes 115 amino acids.